Pogonomyrmex barbatus (red harvester ant) is the source of this 773-nucleotide messenger RNA. It is a transcript of the gene tub, whose product is annotated as interleukin 1 receptor associated kinase 4 tube. The record is from RefSeq and is a predicted model, not a curated record. Lineage: Eukaryota; Metazoa; Arthropoda; Insecta; Hymenoptera; Formicidae.
UUCCGCUGUGAAUUUCCGCGCCAUGAGAUGCCAGCCUCACGGUAUGCUGGUAGUGAUUUUGGAAUGGUGUCAUAGUGCUGCCAGCGCUGACAAUCAAUUUUGGAACAUAGCCAUUAUAACCUCAGUAAACAAUUUCAUUAUACUAUUAUCGCUAAAAAUGUCUUGUAAUCCAUAUUUAGAUAUGGAAAUUCGAAAAUUGAGACCUGCUGAAUUAUAUACUUUAGGAAAUAUAUUAAGCAUUUCUGAUUCGUGGAAGAAAUUGAUGGCUAUUGUGACUAAAGAAGGAAAUGUACCUAAAUUUAAUAAUGAUCAUAUCAGAAUCAUUGAACAAAUAGCACAUAAAGAUAAACGCAAUGCAGCUCAAAUAUUUUUGGAUGAGUGGUGUACUAUGGGAAAAAAAAGACCAACAUUAGAAUUAUUAUUGGAACUUCUCAUAAAAGCCGAAUUAUUUAGAGCUGCUGAUUAUUUGGCAUGUGAUAUUUUAAAACAAGACAGACCAAAAAGACCAGAUAAUGGUCCAGCUGCUUCUAUCGAUAUAAGUGAUGCAGCCAUAGAUAAAUUAUUAGAUAAACAACUUUCACAGCAUGCAUUUGCUAAUUCUGUGAUAGUAGGAUCAAUAUCAGAACUCACUGAAGGGAUUAAUGAAAUGUGCCCUUCUGCAGACAUACAAAAAAUGCAAAAUGAUGAAGAAUUUAGUUAUAAUGAAUCAUUAUCAUCUCGAGAUUUGCCAGUAGUUAUAAAUAACUUACAGAGAAGUUCUCAAUAAAAAAAAA